AGUUUCGCCGGAGACAACGCAGAGGUCGGACGGUUUUUUCUAUUUGCUGAAGAAUUUCAUACUAUAUGGUACGUCUCGUACUUUGAAUGUGAGCGUAGCAUUAGUGAGUUAUUAGGUGGGAUCAGAGAUUAUAUACUUGGUGAAUUAAAUCGGACGAGAUUGCGGAAGGAUUGCUCGGGGAGUGUGAAAGACUGAAACUGGGGGUUAAGGUUAAAGGUAAAUAACCCCAUAAAAAGAAGUGUUUUUUUUUGGUUGAUUUUGUGUUCGUUGUGGCCAAAAGUUGGCAGAUGAAAAAUUAUGGUGUGCACAUAAAUUGAACUUGGAUCAGCCGGUCAGUGGGUUUCUUGAGGAGUGUUUUGACACAGGAAAAAUAACUUCUCAGUCUAUAUCGUCACACUGUAAUGGAGUUGAAAGAAUAUUAAGUAUGUGAUUACAUUUUAAACAUUAUGGGAGUUAAUAAUUCAAAAUUAAAUUCCUUAGUAGUAAUAUGCUUCUGAAUACAACAUGAAAUCGUGAUAACAAGGAUGACGGGAUAUCUGGGGAAUGAGUCCUUAUCCUUACAUCCGGAUGAGUACUGGUUCGAAGCUGGUUGGCCGUGUGAUCCGGCCAAUGAGACGCAACCCUUUUAUUGUGCACUAAGUGAUGAAUACUGUUUAAAUCGCUAUGAGAAUAUUACAUAUUUAAAUAUCUCUUGCGAAAUUGUGCUGGAUUAUGGUAUUCCACUGUAUGGCUACUGCACACCAUUUCUUCUCUUCAUCACAAUGACUGCAAAUCUCCUCAUAGUCAUUGUGCUUAGUCGAAGAAAUAUGGCCACACCAACGAAUUCGGUUCUAAUGGCCAUGGCACUAUGUGAUAUGUUUACGCUUCUUUUUCCCGCACCGGGACUCAUUUACAUGUUCACCCUAGGCAAUCACUAUAAGCCACUGUCACCAGCUAUUGCGUGCUAUGCUUGGAAUGCACUCAACGAGGUGAUUCCUGCCAUGUUUCACACCGCUUCAAUAUGGCUCACGCUAGCUUUAGCUGUGCAGAGGUAUAUCUACGUGUGUCAUGCGCCCGUAGCUCGUACCUGGUGUACCAUGCCUCGUGUAAAGAAGGUGAUCUUCUACACUUUUGUGGCUGCUAUAUUACACCAAAGUACCAGAUUUCUCGAUAGGGAAUUUCAUUUACUUAAUAUCCUGUGGGAUAAUCAAACAACAAGCGUAUGCCACAUGGAAACAUCAGCUUGGGUACGUGACUACAUCGGUGAGGAUGUCUACUUCACGUCCUACUACCUCUUCCGUAUUCUCUUCGUUCACCUUCUCCCCUGUGCUGCACUCGUAGCUCUCAAUGUACUCCUCUAUAAGGCCAUGAAGUUAGCCCAGGAAAAGCGUGAGAAACUUUUCCGGGAGAAUCGCAAAAAGGAAUGCAAAAAACUCAGGGAUGCCAAUUGUACCACACUAAUGCUCAUCGUUGUCGUAUCUGUAUUUCUCGUUGUGGAAAUCCCACUUGCCGUCAUUACAGCCCUUCACAUCAUAUCGUCGGCUAUUAUUGAAUUUCUAGACUAUCGCGUGGCAAAUCUCUUCAUCUUGUUCGCCAACUUUUCGCUCAUUGUCAGCUAUCCCAUCAACUUUGCUAUCUAUUGCGGCAUGUCGCGACAAUUUCGAGAAACAUUCAAGGAGAUCUUCAUCAAGAGACCAAUUGGAGCAGCUAAGAAGGAUAACUCAUCCAAAUAUUCUAUUGUUAAUGGACCUAGGACAUGUACAAAUGAAACGGUUCUUUAAUGGCGCGCCUUAGAUGAACACAACGCCAAUGGUCGAUGAACCUCAUCACCAUAGCAUGGGGCGUUUGUCCAAAAAGGAAAUGAGGCCUCGCAGCCACGCCGGCGACAUUUGCCUGUGAGCCAUUGAUGCGAUAAUGAAAAUCUGGAAAUUAGCACCCCACAGAGGCAAUCAGCAACGACAUUUGGCAGAGAAAAAAAAUUAUUUCUUUAUGUAUUUAUAGACUAAAAUCCGUGAGAGAUAUUCUGUGAAUAAAUUGUGCAGUGAAGUAUCAUACAUAUUAAAUCUAUAUCGAUUUAGGACACUAAAAUAUACAUACAUAUAGUAGGUAAUUUAUUAAGAAAAAAAAAGUAUAUAUAGCUUGUAUGAAAAUGUUUGUAAAUAAAGAAAAAUUAUUGCUGUUAGACUUGAAUAAUAUACCGCAAUGUAAAAAACUACAUCAAGUCACCAAAAUUGGAUAGAUUAAUUUGAAAAAAAGAGCCCCUAAAUCUUCCAAUUCAGGUGCCUCCGAGGUAGAAAGAAAAAAAUAACGAAAUACUUUUGUGUAAUUUGUUACCAUAACAUAAUUUUUUAUUUUGUAUCCCAAAAUGUGAUGUAAAAUGAAUUAUUUUUCUAUCUAUUGUUGUGGUAAUUAGCACUUUAUAAUAUGUAAAAAAAAAGAAGAAUCAUAAGUAAAAAAAUGUAAUAAUUUUUAUUUUAUUAUUUAAAUAAAAUAAACAAUGAUUUUUCAAUUAAAAAAAA
Messenger RNA from Lutzomyia longipalpis, 2498 nucleotides. It is a transcript of the gene SPR, whose product is annotated as sex peptide receptor. The record is from RefSeq and is a predicted model, not a curated record. Gene Ontology annotation, molecular function: G protein-coupled peptide receptor activity. Bases 525 to 1760 code for a protein of 411 amino acids. Gene Ontology annotation, cellular component: membrane. Lineage: Eukaryota; Metazoa; Arthropoda; Insecta; Diptera; Psychodidae. The transcript is spliced from 9 exons. Gene Ontology annotation, biological process: G protein-coupled receptor signaling pathway.